AUGGCGAGCUGCAUCGCAAGCUCGAGCCUGCGUACCGCUCCCGACACGUAUCUCUACGCACUCGCGAGCUGUGCAGAUGGCACCUUGGCGACCGUCGGCUCUGACGACGCACUGCGCACCUUUGACGCAAGCAGCCUGAAGCCUAAGCACACCACACGAUGCCACUCGGGAGUUGCCUGCCUCACCUCGGGUCCUCCCUCACACGUGGUGACGGGUGGACGCGAUGGCAUCGUCCGCUGCUGGGACACCCGGGCGGAGAAGGUUUCUGAAAUGUCAGAUCCUCGCGCCAACGGCAUCGCUUCGGUUGCUUGUCAUGACCGCUAUAUCGCGGCUGGGACCGAGAGUCUGAAAGAGGGCCUGGGCGAUGUCAGUGUACUCAUCUUCGACACACGAAACCCCUCGGCUCCCAUCCGGCAAUACAACGAAUCGCACACUGACACCGUCACACAACUCGCUUUCCAUCCCCAUCAGCCGCAUCUUCUCCUAUCGGGGAGCACCGAUGGACUGGUCUCAGUCUUCGACGUGAACAUGGAAGAUGAGGAGGAUGCGCUCCAGCAGGUCUUGAAUCCAAGGUCGGCGGUGCAUUGUGCUGGCUUUCUAGCGCAAGAUCUGGCGUACGUCGUCUCUACCGACGAGCAGUAUUCAAUCCACACUCUGGCCAAGACUGCUUCGGAAGACGAGGAGGUACCACCACCGAUCGAGUUUGGCGAUGUGCGCGAGGAACUGCAGUGCAUGUAUGUCGUCGGUGUGCUGCAGCAGACAGACGGUCCACCGCUCAUGGCCCACGGCCACACCGCAAAGCAGACGCUCUCCAUCUCUUCGCUUGGCAGUCCAGGCGCGUGGGCUUUCGGGCCAAGAGUUGAUCUGCCGGGGGCGCAUGGCGAAGAGAUUGUGAGAGAUGUGCUGCUUUACGGCAAGCGAGCUUUCAGCUGCGGCGAAGAUGGAACGGUCAAGGCAUGGAGUCUUGGACAGUAG
Lecanosticta acicola is the source of this 975-nucleotide messenger RNA. Lineage: Eukaryota; Fungi; Ascomycota; Dothideomycetes; Mycosphaerellales; Mycosphaerellaceae. The record is from the annotation of a GenBank genome assembly.